Messenger RNA from Erythranthe guttata (spotted monkey flower), 3167 nucleotides. RefSeq lists its product as uncharacterized. Gene Ontology annotation, biological process: protein phosphorylation. The record is from RefSeq and is a predicted model, not a curated record. Gene Ontology annotation, molecular function: protein kinase activity; ATP binding; protein binding. Lineage: Eukaryota; Viridiplantae; Streptophyta; Magnoliopsida; Lamiales; Phrymaceae.
AUGGCAAAAUCCAUCAAUAUUUUUUCUUUCUUAAUCUUUUUUUCUCUUGCCCUAUACAGUCCAGCAACAUGUUCCAGAAGCAACCAAACAGACUUACUGUCAUUAUUGGCCUUCAAAGAAGCCGUUGAUGUCGAUCCAAACGGAGCUCUGAACUCGUGGAAUCAAACUACAAACUUCUGCACGUGGAACGGAAUCACAUGCGGUCGUAAGCUUCCGAACCGAGUUGUUGCCAUAAACUUGGAUUCUCAAGGCUUGAUUGGUUCACUCUCAUCUCAUGUAGGUAAUCUCUCAUUCCUUAGACGAAUCGAUAUCCGAAACAAUAGCUUCAACGGCCGAAUUCCUCAGGAAAUUGGUCUUCUAAGACGACUCGAGUAUCUAGAGGUUAGCAACAAUUCUUUCCUAGGAACAAUACCCAAGAAUAUUUCCCAAUGUAGAAAUCUAAUAUAUAUGAACUUGAUCGACAACAAUCUCUCCGGGCCCAUACCUCCGGAGCUUCAAUUUCUGGAGAAACUAAGCGAUCUAGGGUUGGCCAAGAACAAAAUUUCAGGACUAAUCCCACAAUUUAUUGGAAACCUAACAUCUCUAAGACGACUUAGUUUAAGGUCUUGCGACUUGAAUGGAGAAAUUCCGGAAUCUUUGGCCCAACUUCGGAGACUAAGGUUUCUUAUUUUGGGAGACAACAAUCUCACAGGCACCAUUCCUCCGAGUCUCUUCAAUAUAUCUACUAUCGAGUAUUUUAAUGUUGAUAUUAAUAGUCUUUAUGGUUCAAUACCCUCUAAUAUAGGCCUCACUCUACCUAAUUUGAGGUUUCUGAGUUUGGGGAUGAAUCAAUUUAGUGGGAGUCUUCCGAUUUCCCUCUCGAAUGCGUCUUUACUUGAAAACAUCGUGUUAUCUUUGAACCAUUUUAGUGGUCCCAUGCCAAUGUUUGAAAGCCUAUCGCGGCUUAUUACCUUAUACGCCGGGGAAACCUUAAUUGAAGAUGAUAUCAGUUUCAUUUCAUCACUCACUAACUGCACGCAACUACGAAUUCUUGACCUUUCAAGCCCAUUUAUUAAUGGUACGAUUCCCGAAAGCAUCGGAAAUCUCUCUGUUUAUCUUGAGUACAUGGGAAUCGGGGGUACUCAAGUACGUGGAAAUAUUCCAUCGGGUAUCGAAAACCUUGUCGGUCUCACUUCCUUGUAUCUUUCAAAUAGUUACUUUGAGGGUUCGAUUCCUCCGGGCAUUGGGAAACUUUUUAAUCUGAAUAUUCUAAACUUGGCGGAAAAUAGAUUUACCGGUGAGUUACCAUCUUUAUUUGGAAACUUGAGUUUGAUUAAUAAAUUAAACUUGCGCGGAAACAAUUUUUCGGGGGCGAUCCCUAAGAGUCUUGGUAACUGCACUAACAUGCUACAACUAGAUCUUUCCGAAAACAACUUCAAUGGCCCGAUACCUCCAGAGAUUCUUAUUUCCACCAUUUCUAUUUCAUUGUAUCUAUCUUACAAUGCAUUCACGGGUUCGAUUCCAGUUGAAGUUGGGUCUUUGAGAAAUCUAGCGAGAUUAGAUUUCUCAAACAAUAGAUUGUCUGGACUUAUUCCCGACUCUUUAGGAAAGUGCGUUAGCUUGGAAGAACUUCACCUCGAGGGCAAUUUACUUGAAGGACACAUACCUCAAGGCCUAAGUUCAUUGAUGGGAUUAACAAAUUUGGAUCUUUCACGAAAUAAUUUGUCCGGGACAAUCCCGAGUUUCCUUGAUUUGCUACAACUCCAACAAUUGAAUUUAUCUUUCAAUAGCUUCCAAGGACAAGUUCCGACGACCGGAGUGUUUAAAAAUAAGACCGCAAUUUCCCUGCAAGGGAACAAUGAAUUGUGUGGAGGAAUUCUUGAGUUGGACCUUCGUCCGUGCACUUCAUCAUCGGUUUCCGCGAAGAAGAAAAUCUUACCUACUCUCGUAAAAAUUGUGAUCCCAAUAGCUGGAGUUGCAGCACUACUAUGCCUCGUCGUUUUUCUCUACAAGAGAAGAACACCGAAAAAAAAUACAUCUUCUCCGCCAUCUUUGAAUAGAGUUCCUUUCUUGAGGCUUUCAUAUUCCGAUCUACUUAAAGCAACGGGCGGAUUCGCCGAAACUAGCCUAGUCGGUGUCGGAAGUUUUGGUUCUGUUUACAAAGGCAUUCUCGACGACGGGAUGAAAACUAUCGCCGUGAAAGUGCUGAAUCUUGUGGUGAGAGGGGCCUCUAAGAGCUUCAUGGCGGAGUGCAAUGCGUUAAGAGACAUAAGACACAGAAAUCUCGUGAAAAUAUUGAGUGUUUGUGAAACCAUAGACUUCCAAGGAAACGACUUCAAAGCGAUCAUCUACGAGUUCAAAACUAACGGGAGUUUAGAUAAAUGGUUGUACUACAACCGUGAACAAGAACAAGAAUCGGACGCACAGCUUAGAAACCUCGACAUGGCUGAGAGGCUCAACAUUGCCUUCGAUGUUGCUCAAGCGCUCGAAUAUCUCCAUUCGGGUACCGAGUCAACAAUUGUUCACGGCGAUCUGAAGCCGAGUAAUGUUCUUUUGGAUCAAGAUAUGGUGGCUUGUGUCGGUGAUUUCGGUCUAGCGAAAAUUAUUUCAAGCAUACUUCCAACGCAAGAAAGCAGUAACACAAUCGGAAUCAAGGGUACCUUCGGUUACGUUCCACCAGAGUAUGGCAUGAGUAACUCGAUCUCGACUAAAGGGGAUGUGUAUAGCUACGGUAUUCUUGUUUUGGAGAUGUUCACGAAUAAAAGACCAACCGAUGAUUUGUUUAACGAACAUGUCAAUCUCCACAAUUUCGUUAAUGCGGCGUUUCCUGAUCGUAUAAUGGAAAUUGUGGAUCCUCACAUUGGAAGAGGCUCGGACGAGAAUAAUAGUAAGAUCGAGAAAUGUGUGUCUUCUAUUAUGAGAAUCGGGUUGUCGUGUUCGAAAGAAUUGCCGAGCGAUAGGAUGUCCAUGAAAGAUGUUGUUAAGGAAUUGCAUAAGAUUAAAAAAGAACUAUCUAGCUAGUUGAAGAACAGAGUUGGGAUUCCCUUUUCUUGUGUUUCUUUUUUUUUUUUUUUUUUUGGUUUUGUUAUUUGUACUUCAUAUUGUACAAGUUUAAAAGUUUGAUUAUAAAACUUGUAAUGUAAUUUCUUUUGAUUUUUGAUUAUAUUGGAAAUGUUUGACUAUAUAUA